Molecule: messenger RNA, 1013 nt
Organism: Saprolegnia diclina VS20
Lineage: Eukaryota; Oomycota; Saprolegniomycetes; Saprolegniales; Saprolegniaceae
Exons: 3
Coding region: 112-918 (268 amino acids)
Source: RefSeq, a predicted model, not a curated record
UGCCGGUCCGGAAUUCGGAGAUGGAAUCGCUUGACCCGAAGCAGUACUUUGAGACCGAGCCGGCCGCCCCCACGUCGUACGUUGAGGCGCUAGCGCUCGAGGAAGACGACGAUGACGACGGCGAUGGCCAGGACGCCAAGGACGACCUUGGCGACGACGGCUCGCCCAAGGCGAAGAGGGCCAAGCUCGGCCCACCGCAGCGCCGCCAAGUCUACGCGAAAAAAGGUAGUCGUUGCCAAGGCUGCUGUUUACCACCUUGAUCGAUUAGUCAAGUGCGUGGACGCAGAACACGUCCGGCAAAAGACCGCCAAGUGCACGGUCUGCGGCGUCUGUCGCUUCUGCCCUGCCGGCGCCGACGAGUGCGCGGCCAACCACCGCGUGCUGCGGCCGAUGACCAACAAGACGCGCGCGCCGCGUGCCAAAGUGCUCUUGUGCGAGAACGAGGAACACCACCACAAGAAGACGCACCGCGGCAAGUGCGUGCGCUGCCUCAAGUGCAAGUGGUGCCCGCCCGUCAUUGACGAGUGCAAGGAGUUCCACGUCGACCCCGAGACGUCCAUGACACCCACAAAAGUUAAACACACGGUCAAGCUCGAGUCGAUUCUGUCGAUUCUCGACAUUGCCAAGGGCAAACUUGUCCAAGUCAAGCCCCGGGACAUUGCGUCCUCGACGCCCAAGCGCCGGCUCGCGUGCGAACUCAUGACGCACGUUGUGCACUCGGUCGCGCACCUCCUUGUCGAGCCGAAUAGGAAAAAACCCGACGUGACCAUCGAAGGGUUGAGCACGCUCUUGGACGACCUGCGGCGCGACUUGCGCGGCCAUCCACCGGCGAUGGAGCACUUUGUCGGUAGCCGCCACAGCAGCGGCAGCAGCAGCGCGAGCUCCGAGACGUCGCAAGUCAUGUCAAUUAUUCUAUGAAAACGUGAUCAGCGCUGGCACACCGACACUGAAUCUGAAUCUGAAUAUGGAAGCCAUUGGCUGAAUACACGUGAGAAUAUACUGGUGCCACGGUG